AUGAAUGGGUUGAUAGGGGAUGGAGAAUAUUUUCAUAUGAGGUGUUCUGCUCAUAUUUUGAACUUCGUGGUAAAUGAGGGUUUGAAAGAGAAACAUUUCUCUAUAACUAGUCUUAGGGAUGUUGUUAGAUUUAUCAAGUUAUCAUCUCAUAGAGCAACCAAGUUUAAAGAAUGCAUUGAAUUUGCUGGAAUAACUUGUAAAAAAUUAGUAUGUCUCAAUGUUUCGACUCGUUGGAAUGCGACAUAUUUAAUGCUAGAGGUUGCGGAGAAGUUUGAACUCACGUUUGAAAAACUUGAGGAUGAAGAGUCUAGCUAUAGGGAGUUCUUUGGAAAAGGUAACCCACCUAGUAGUGAUGAUUGGGACAUUGUUAGGGCUUUUUCCGGUUUUCUACAAGCUAAUAUGAACUUAAAUUAUGUUUUUGCAAGUGUGGGUGGAGAGAUGAUGGAAAAGUAUAAUAAGUAUUGGGGUGGCGGUGAUAAGAUGAACAAAAUGAUAUAUUUUGGUAUUAUUCUUGAUCCAAGAUACAAGCUAAGGUUUAUUGAGUGCACUGUUAAGGAUAUGUAUGGAGUUGAAUCCAAGUUUGAUAGUGACUUGGUCAAAUCUAUACAAGAGAGUUUACAAAAGUUGUAUGAUUGGUAUAAGCAAGCUUAUGACCAAAAACAAAAUUCUGGACAGCCUCUUGGUAGUGGUGGACAAGCAUCCAAUUCUGAAACAAAUGUUGCUGUUGCAUGUUCUUCAAUAAUGGCUAGAGCCUAUGCUUUUGAGCAACAUUUAGAGGAACAAGACUCGAUUGAUAAAGAAAAUGAGCUUGAGGGUUAUGAUUCUACCAAGUGUGUAAAAAAGGAUCCAGAUUUUGACAUUCUUUUAUGGUGGAAACGCAAUUCAGCUAAAUAUCCUAUUUUAUCUACAAUGGCUAAAGAUAUUUUAGCCAUACCGGUGUCUAUUGCUGCUUCUGAAAGUGCUUUCAGCAUAGGAGGAAGAGUCAUAGAAACCUACAUGACCUCUCUAACAACUGAAAUGGCAGGGGCAUUAAUUUGCACCCAGAAUUGGUUAAGGCCUUCUAUUACAUAUUUCAAAGACAUGAACCUCAUGGAAGAUUUUGAGCAAUUAUCUUUUUUUAUAAUAAACCUUUAA
Molecule: messenger RNA, 1134 nt
Organism: Vicia villosa (hairy vetch)
Lineage: Eukaryota; Viridiplantae; Streptophyta; Magnoliopsida; Fabales; Fabaceae
Product: zinc finger BED domain-containing protein RICESLEEPER 2-like
Exons: 2
Coding region: 1-1134 (377 amino acids)
Molecular function (GO): protein dimerization activity; DNA binding
Source: RefSeq, a predicted model, not a curated record